Molecule: messenger RNA, 3753 nt
Organism: Dromaius novaehollandiae (emu)
Lineage: Eukaryota; Metazoa; Chordata; Aves; Casuariiformes; Dromaiidae
Product: cytosolic phospholipase A2 epsilon-like
Exons: 20
Coding region: 72-2498 (808 amino acids)
Biological process (GO): glycerophospholipid catabolic process
Cellular component (GO): cytosol
Molecular function (GO): calcium ion binding; calcium-dependent phospholipid binding
Source: RefSeq, a predicted model, not a curated record
UGAGUCACUGCCAGCUGUUGCAUCUAAUACCAUCCAAGUCUCUGUCUGACUUAUUUGCCACUGGAAGCACGAUGGGAUCAUACUGGAGUGCUCAUGAGGAUGAAGAAUGUCCGUGCAGCUCCCUCUCCGUAAAAAUCAUAAGAAUGAGAAAUCUGAGAAAGGCAGAUCCGCUUAGUCAAACCGAUUGCUAUGUAAGCCUCUCCUUGCCCACUGCUUCUUCUGAGACUGUCCGGACUAAAACCAUCAAGAACUGCAAAGAUCCAGUGUGGAAUGAAACAUUUUGCUUCAGGAUCCAGAGCCAAGUAAAAAACAUCCUGGAGAUGAAAGUCUAUGAUGAAAAUGCAGUCACUAAAGAUGACCUCCUCUUUGCUAUCCUCUUCGAUGUAGCUAAAAUCCAGCUUGGAGAAACUGCUUACUUGACUUUUCAGCUAAAUCCACAGACACAAGAGGUGCUGGAGGUGGAGUUUGCAUUAGAGAGCAUUCCGGUUCCUCCUGAAAAGCUUGUCAGUAAUGGUGUAUUAGUGUCUCGUGAAAUUUCCUGCUUGGAAGUCCAGGUGGACAAUAGAUGGAUGAAGAAAGAAGCUUCAGAAAAAGACUUCUUAUUUACAGUGAAAGGAUCCUAUGAAGAGAGGCAGAAACUUUCACUGCGCUCUCCCCUCAAGCCUGAAGAGCCCAUUGUGUUCCAUUAUGUCAAGUACAGUCAAUCAGAACUACGCCUUGCACUACCAGAAAAGAAGUCACGUUUCUGCUUGUGUACGUCAGGUGAGGAGAAAAGAGACAGCGAUGCAUCCCUUACUAUUCCUCUGGAUUCACUUCCCUUCAAGGAGAAAGUAGCAGUAGCCAAGGAUGAAACAAUCAAUUUACAUGUGAAGUCAAACGACUGGACAAAAAAAUUAGAUGUUCGCUUGGCAUUUGAUCUAUGUGCGGAGGAAAAAAAUUUCCUACAGAAACGGAAGAAGUUUGUGGCUUCUGCUCUUAAAAAAGCCCUUUGUUUAGAGCAAGACCUACAGGACCAUGAGGUACCAGUCAUAGCAGUCAUGACAACAGGGGGUGGCACCCGGGCACUGACAUCUUUGUUAGGCAACCUGUUGGGCCUUCAGAAGCUGGAUCUCUUAGACGCUAUUUCAUACAUCACUGGGUCAUCCGGCUCAACAUGGACCUUGUCACAUUUGUAUCAGAGCACUGACUGGUCACACAAGGAUCUGUCUGGACCAAUUAGUGAAAUCCGGAGGCACAUGACCAAGUGCAAGCUGAGUUGCUUUUCCUUGGAAAGUUUUAAGUACUAUGACAAGGAACUAAAGCUGCGGAAGCAAGAGGGAUACCAGAUCUCUAGUGUUGAUUUGUGGGGACUUCUACUGGAAAAAGCAUUAAAUGAUGGGAAAAAUGACCAUAAACUUUCAGAUGAGCGACAAGCAUUGGAUCAAGGUCAGAAUCCUCUACCUAUCUACAUGAUCCUCAACAUCAAAGAAGAUUACAGCCUUGCAGAGGUUAAAGAAUGGGUGGAGUUCACCCCUUAUGAGGUGGGAUUCUUAAAAUAUGGAGCCUUCAUUCACACAGAGGAUUUUGGCAGUGACUUCUUCAUGGGUCACCUGAGGAAGAAGCUCCCUGAAUCUAGGAUCUGCUUCAUGCAAGGCCUGUGGAGCAAUGUCUUCUCCUACAACCUGUUGGAUGCCUGGCAUUUGUCAGAUCCUUCAGAAAGAUUCUCACUGAGGUGCACCCAACCCAGAGCUGUUGAUGUUGCAGAACAAGAGCCUUUUCUACCAGCAAGGAACAUUGAGUUGGAGACUUACUUGGUGACCCCUGAAUGUGGCAUCAUGAGUAUUGUUCGGCAGUUCUUGACAGAGCGGGUGAUGGUUUCAAAGUUCUUCAACUUCCUAAAGGGAUUCCAGAUGCACAAUGAAUACCUACAGAGCAAAAGCUUUUGUAUAUGGAAAGAUACCGUGCUAGACAAUUUCCCCAACCAGCUGACAGAAACAGCAGAGUUCCUGUGCCUAGCGGACACAGCUGGAUACAUCGAUAUCAGCUACCCACCACUCAUGAGGCCAGAGAGGAAAGUGGAUGUUGUCCUACACUUAAACUAUUCUUCUGGAUCACAGACGUUGCCUUUGGAAGAAGCCUCUAAGUACUUCUCAAAACAGGGAAUCCCGUUUCCCAAAAUUCACCUGAGUGAUGAAGAAAAGAAUAAUCUAAAGGAGUGUUAUAUCUUUGAAGACAGAGAGACCCCUGAGGCGCCGAUAGUGGUAUUUUUCCCACUGGUGAAUGACACGUUCAGAAAGUACAAAGAGCCGGGGGUGGAACGCAGCCCGGCUGAGACGGCACAGGGUAACGUGGACGUUUCCAGCCUUUUCUCCCCUUACUGUAUAAACAAUUUUACCUACACGGAGGAGGAAUUUGACAAGUUGGUAAAACUGACCAGCUACAACAUUCAGAACAACAAACAUUUGAUUCUUCAGGCUUUGAAUUCAGCGAUAGAACAGAAAAAGCAACAGAAAAAAUAAAUGCCAUUCCAAGUUUCAGAAAGAUACUCGGAUCAUUUUUUUCCAUGCAGAAGAAACAAAAACCUGUUUGUCAAUGAACAAUACAGACUUGGGAAAGUACUAAGAUUGUUCUUAGCUUGUGGUUCCUCUCUACCAAGCUGCAAGCCAAGAUACACCAAUUAAACAAAAUAAUGAUUAGCCUUGUAGGUGCUUAUUUAAUUGGAUUUUCACUGUUGAACAUUUUAUAAGUUUUCAUGUAUAUAUAUAUACACACACACACACGUAUAUAUAUACAGACAUAUAUAUACACAUGUGUAUGUGUAUAUACACACUAAACGAAGAGUUGCUAGGAAAUAUAGGACAUAUUGACAAGCUUUUAAGUACAUGCAUGGAGGACAGCAAUGCAAAUUCUUUUAAAAUUUACUGCAUUGGUAAAAGUUACAUGUAAAGUGCAGAUAAAUAAACUACAGAUAUUUUACUUAUUCUAAACUUAGUGCAAACAGAAAAAUAGGUAAUAAACCUGGACAGUUUUAAAGAAAUAGAGAAAAGUAUAUUGUAUUUUUUAUUAUUUCAUGUCAGCAUGAAAUUUAGUUGCAAAUACCAUGCAAAACUAUACAUAGAAGUUAUAGAAAAGAGAGUUCAUGUGGAAAGUAUGUGUUUUUCUGUACUUUUAAAUUUACAAAUUUUAUUUUGGUUUGGAAAAUCCCCUAGAAGUGACUGUUCCAAACUCUGAUGUGAGUCAAGAUCAGCUCUUACAGUGCAUGUGUAAGUACCUAACCUGGGGUUGUGCUUUUCUGUAAGGACCCAUGGCUCCAGCUCAGCAUCUACUUCCCAUUAAUUUCAACAAGUUUAGUAGUAGUUCCUGUUAUUAUAAUGUAGGGAUGCUAUGAGCAUAAUAACAUUAAAAACUGGAAGACAUUCAGAUUUUAUGGUAAUGGAGCAAGCUAAGUGUUCUAUGCUGAUAUCUAAUUUACAUUGACGGGCAAUUAUAUAACUUUUUCAGUUCCUAAAUGUUUACAAGCAACACAAGCACUUUUCAUUGAGCUCAUUUUUGAGCUGAAGACCAAAAUAAUUAUUUGCUUUAUGAAGGAUUUUAAUAACAUAAAUACUCUGUAAAACUGUUUCAUUACAACAGAGAUGUUGAUCUAAAAAAAUAAAAUGUUUCAGUCAGUAUCAUCUACCCUUAAUUACUUCAAAUUUGAAUGAAACUCAUUAACUUGUCUAUGUUGAAGUAACAUGUAUUAGCACACACACAGCUAUGAGUGGUACAUUAUGA